Anoplopoma fimbria (sablefish) is the source of this 2111-nucleotide messenger RNA. RefSeq names its product allograft inflammatory factor 1-like (gene aif1l). The transcript is spliced from 6 exons. Gene Ontology annotation, cellular component: actin filament; ruffle membrane. NCBI's taxonomy places the organism in Eukaryota, Metazoa, Chordata, Actinopteri, Perciformes, Anoplopomatidae. Gene Ontology annotation, molecular function: calcium ion binding; actin filament binding. Bases 99 to 542 code for a protein of 147 amino acids. Gene Ontology annotation, biological process: actin filament bundle assembly; ruffle assembly. The record is from RefSeq and is a predicted model, not a curated record.
GAGUAGGAGCAUCGCCCCGGCGGACAGUUGCGGCAGCCUUCUGGCUCGGAUAUAUUUGUCUCAUUGUCUGGAUUAAUAGCCCGCAGAUAGACUCCGGGAUGCCUUCAAAUGUACAAGGAGGGAAAGCCUUUGGACUGUUGAAGGAGCAGCAAAGGUCCAAAUUGGAGGAAAUAAACAAGGAAUACCUGGAAGACCAGAAAUACAGAGAUGAAGAGGACCUGCCUGAAAAAUUGGAAGGGCUCAAAAAUAAAUACUCAGAAUUUGACCUGAAUGACCAAGGAGAAAUUGACAUGAUGGGCCUGAAGAGGAUGAUGGAGAAGCUGGGGGUGCCCAAGACCCACUUGGAGUUGAAAAAAAUGAUCAUUGAGGUGACGGGCGGAGGCAGCAGCAACACUAUCAACUACAGGGACUUUGUCAAGAUGAUGCUGGGCAAGCGCUCAGCCGUGCUCAAACUAGUCUUGGUGUUUGAGGACAAAGCCAACGGCGCCACCUGCAAACCGGACGGACCCCCUCCAAAGCGGGACAUUUCUAGCCUGCCUUAGCCGUAGACGUGAGCCUCGGGACUGCUCCUGAGAGCAGAGGGACCAUCCAACCGUUCUCUUGACAUGUGGAGUGUUGUAUUAGUGUGGGACCAGUGAUUUGAGGAUGUUAUUUUGUGAUAUAUGGUGUGUGUGCAAGCUGUUUGUCAUUUUUGGAAGUCUGAGCCCACAACACACUAAAUGAUGUUUGACUGGGAAUAUUAUCAUUCAUCUUCUUUUUUUUUUUGCUCCCUUUUAAUUGAAAUGUAGCAUUGGUUAGUUAUACAUGUCAUCGGCUUGGUAAAUUACAUUUUGUUGUGACUGUCUCAUGGAUAUAUUUGAAGGGAAGACUCCAGACUACAGAGGUCGCUUUUCCUUCCUUGUUAUUAUUUUUUUUUCGGGGAAGCGUUCAUUUUAGCGAUGCUUUUGGAGAAGCACAAGGAAGAGAAGCAGUUUUUCCCAACACAUUUUUGCACUGUCCUCAGUAGUCUUGGAUGAAUUCCCGCCAGGCUAAUCUUAGUCAGCGGCUCAGAUCCGGUGCCAGAGAUAACAGACCGAGCUUCCUUUGGGUCAAAGUCAUCAGCCCGUUGGAGCCGAAACACUGAUCUGGAAUCAGUAACUAGGUUAUCACGGCCACCUUAUGAUCAAAUAAACUUUUUUUUUUGUUUGUUUUUUUUGUAGAUAACUGUACUGCUAUGCGUUUUUUUUAAUAUUCCUCUCUCGGCUAGUGUGAGUGAACAAGAGAUCAUGUUGACCAUGGGACGUUCAGUUUCAGUAUGUGGCUUGAACAGCAAACCUGACUCGGUUUUUUUUUAGAUCUGUUAGGUUAAGCACAUGUUAGUUUUGGAGGGAGUGUGAUUUACGGGCACACAAGCGUAACAAAUGUACAUAAUAAACUCCACACAGUACAAUCAUAUUCUUUCCAAGUGCCUCAACAUGCAGAUGCUGUGUAGAGCUUAAACACACCCAUUGAAAAAAAGGAGGGAGUGCACAUACGUGUUCAGUUCCAGCAGUCCUCUUAGUUUGCUAAUACCACAAAAAGAGAAAAACAUGAAAUUAUGUUCUUUGUUCUUUGGUGAGGUAGUUUUGAUGAUGUGUGUUGAAUUAUAUUGAUAUGGUGUUUCCACAACAUUCUGAGUGAGUGAAAUUCUCAAGUGGUGAAUUUUUUAAAAUGUCAUUUUUUUCCCUUUUCCUUGACAUUAUUAUUUUUUUGUUUUUAUGUCACAACAAGCGUUUAACCAGUUUGUUGGGUGAUUUGACUGCUAAGGUUAUCUUAUACUUCAUACAUGUGUUAUUAGUUUCACUUUCUCUUGGAUUUAUUUUUUCUCCCUCACACAUUUCUUCUUUCGUCUCCUAACCGUCCCUCUCUGUUGAACUGCGUUCAUUGUCCUGUGAAUUCUGUUAUUUGUGCCUCAGUGUCCCUAUAACUCACGCUACUUACUGUGAAUUUGGUACUCGUAGUAUUUUUAAUCCACUAAACGUGUUUUUAAACUAUUAUUUGUUUUCAGUCUGAUAGGUGUAUUACAUCUUUUAAUGUUGUUAAGAUGCACAUUGUUUGCAGACACCAAAGGAAUUAAAAUUAUUCUUACACUG